Molecule: messenger RNA, 798 nt
Organism: Episyrphus balteatus (marmalade hoverfly)
Lineage: Eukaryota; Metazoa; Arthropoda; Insecta; Diptera; Syrphidae
Product: protein DPCD
Exons: 1
Coding region: 117-746 (209 amino acids)
Source: RefSeq, a predicted model, not a curated record
AAAUAAUAAACAAAAUCCAACAAAAUUUCGAACAGAAGGCUUGUUGCUUGAUCAAUAAUAAAAGAAGUGUUUUUUUUUCCAAAAAUAUAAAAAAACAAAUCUUUAAUUAAAUAAAAAUGUCUUACACCAACUGGUUAAAAGAUAUACGCGAUGCAGAAAAAAAUUCCAUGAUCAGCGGCAGAGUACGCAAAGUAUUUUACAAAUUCGUCGAUGGUCGCCAAAUGGCUGAAGAAUACAGCCUAGAUACAGGAGUUAUUCAGAAAAGAGCAUGGAAAAAAUCAAAAAAUCUCAUGGGUGAAGCCGAUUGGGAGCUUGAACUCGGUGAAGUGCCUAACCUAAAACUCAAUACAGAAAAUCCCGAUGAAGGUUUUAUUGUGCGCCAGAGUGAAACCGAACCAAUUCUAUCAAAACGUGUCACCAAACACAAUAUUGAAUGGAGGAUCCGAAAUUUGCCACACCCAAUCGAAACGUAUCAAGUUACAGCUGACGAAACAAAAAGGGCAAUAAUAGUUCGCACAACAAACAAAAAGUACUACAAAACUAUUGAAGUUCCCGAACUUGAGAGAUGCAGUCUGCUACCUGAACAAGACAACAUUUCAAUCCACCAUCAGUACAACACGUUGAUAAUCACGUACAAAAAGCCACAGCUCUUGUGCGAAAUGGAGGCACAGGUUCUGUUGAUUCUUAAGGAUGUUGAGACCGAAACUGAUAUGGAAGAAAUGUUGCAGGGACUUUUGGCUAAAUAGAAUUAAAACAAAACUUAAUAGAAUAAUAAAGAUAAAUUUAUUUUUCAAUCAA